AUGAAUGUACAUACACGUCGGAGUGUUUUGUAUCACCUAACUUCAGAUAUUUGUUUGUAUGUUAAAGUGAAUGUGAAUAGAUUUGGUAAAAAUAAGGAAAUAGGCGAAUCAUCAUCAUCAUCAUCAUCAUCAUCAUCAUCAUCAUCAUCAUCAUCAUCAUCAUCAUCAUCAUCAUCAUCAUCAUCAUCAUCAUCAUCAUCAUCAUCAUCAUCAUCAUCAUCAUCAUCAUCAUCAUCAUCAUCAUCAUCAUCAUCAUCAUCAUCAUCAUCAUCAUCAUCAUCAUCAUCAUCAUCAUCAUCAUCAUCAUCAUCAUCAUCAUCAUCAUCAUCAUCAUCAUCAUCAUCAUCAUCAUCAUCAUCAUCAUCAUCAUCAUCAUCAUCAUCAUCAUCAUCAUCAUCAUCAUCAUCAUCAUCAUCAUCAUCUGGUGAACUACUGAAAACCAGCCAACACUGA
Schistosoma rodhaini is the source of this 453-nucleotide messenger RNA. Lineage: Eukaryota; Metazoa; Platyhelminthes; Trematoda; Strigeidida; Schistosomatidae. The record is from the annotation of a GenBank genome assembly.